Geodia barretti is the source of this 2854-nucleotide messenger RNA. NCBI's taxonomy places the organism in Eukaryota, Metazoa, Porifera, Demospongiae, Tetractinellida, Geodiidae. The record is from the annotation of a GenBank genome assembly.
GGUUGUUGAUUGGAACGUUAAUUGGCCGAGUAAUGCGGCGUUCUUUACCGUAAGGUGGGCGGGGACCGUGCAUGUUAUACCGCGUGUCACUGGCUGCAAACAUUCACUCUCUGCUUGUGAUCGAUCGCAGUCUGCAUGCAGUUAGACCCCUGAGCCUUGGAGAAGACGCCACACUCUGAGAGCCACACACGCUAGAGUAGACAGCUGAGCGGCCAUGGAUGUGACCCACACUCCAGUCCAGUAUUCCCUGGAUACUGCCCACACCAUUGAGGUCACGCGAGAAGAAGACGCAAACGGAGAGUUUGGCAGCUUUGGAUUCACCCUCCUCUUCGAGAAGCCACCCAUAGUGGGAACUAUAGUACCAGGCGGGCCAGCCCAGAGAGCGGGGCUCAAGAAAGACGACAUAGUCCUCACGGUGAACGGAACAGACGUCACACACUUCCCUCACCAGAACGUCGUCUCCCUCAUCUCACAGACAUCCACAGCAGCUGUCUGGCUCAAGGUCUGCGACUCCGACAACAAGCCGCCGACCGGUCUACCCCAACAUCUCGGAGCCUUUGGCAGCAUGAGCAGCAGCACCCCAAACUUCCCCCGGAGUACCCCGACUGGCGGCUCCCACCGGAGGCCUGCCGCCGGGGUACGGGGAGUGGGCGGAGCCACAUGGGAACCUCCUCCGAAGUACUCUGAGGUACCCCAGAAUCGACCCCGCCCGGGGAGUGCAGGACUCCAGCUGGGUCCAAGAGUCGUUGUGGGAGGACCAGGAGGUGUGGCCAACAUGUCUCCUCUGAAUCGACAAGUCCUCAUGCCGUCAACUACGAAGCUCGGACUCUCUUCGUCCCCCCACCUGGGGGGCAGCGGACCCCUCCCACAAAAUGGCUACGCAGGCCCCCGCCAGCCCCCCUCUUCCUCUGACAACUACUACACCAGUGCCUCUGUCAUGGUCCUCUACAUUGGUCCAGUGGAGAUCCCAGAAUCCUGGGGUGUUCGGGGAAUCAGCUCCAAGUGUAUCCAGGAGUGCACGCGACGCCUGCUGAGCCAACGUCAGGAGUUCAUCGAGGCGUUCCUUGAAGUCAGUGUCACCAGCAUGAAGGUCCUCAACGUCAGUCGAAACGUCCUCUACCAACACAAGAGAGAGGAGCUGUUUUAUUGCGGGACCUGCACAGACGACGAGCAGUACUUUGCCAUCGUCACGCGGAGGCUGGACCCAAAGUUGGUGGAUCCCGAGGUCGGACAGACUCUGCACACGGGAGAGAGGCCGGCCAAAGGUCACAUGUGCCACGUGUUUCAGGUCAUCCGUAACAAGAGCAUCCUCGUUCUGCAUGCCGGGGAACGCACGGGAAACGGAGGAGGGGACGCCCCCAAUGUCAAGCCCAAAACGGUGCAGAUACUCUCAUGUCUGACAAUCAUAAAGGCAAUCGAGGCCCUCUUCAUCGGAGAUGUCACGGGCGGAGCCGUCUCCUCUGCCCAGAUAAUUGGGGGAGACCCUGGAAUUAACUCAUCGUCGAGUACCUCGUUUCGUAGCCUUGGGAGCUCUGAGAGUGCCGGUAGUCUUGAGUCAUUCCAAAUCUACGGUGGGGCCGAUAAAAACAGGAGGAGAAAAGAUGUGGUUGACUUGCGUCCAUCAGCGUUCGCUCACAUCCACAGCUCCUCCCCCCUCACCUACGGCAGUGGCAGCGGGAGAGGUGGCCCCGCCUAUUUACCCCAAGACCCCGCCCACCGGAGUAGAGACUACCUUCACCCCAUGGACACCCCGGCGUUCAGUGCCAUGGUCUCCACCUCUCGGUCCUGGUACAAAGUGGACUCCCCACGAGAGGGAGGCGGCCAUUCACGCCAGGGCAGCUAUGAGAUUGCAAACAGACCAGACAGCAGCACCUGCUACUACGACUCAAACUACGACCCCCCACCUCCCCCUCAGCAGCGAGACAGACACCCCGACUCCAGGAGGUCGGGGCCAGCGUUCGACAAGGUGAAGAAGAUCUCGGAUGAGAGCAGCAUCUCCAGCCACUCUUCGGGGGGAGGGGCCGUCAGCCCAAACAAGGCUGCCCCGCUGAACCGAGCGUCAGAGUCUCCCAGUCCGCCAAAGAGCAUGAGUCAAUCGUCAGGGAGUCGCUCCCCAAGCCCUGCUCGUACCAAACAUCCCCACCACACUCACCGUUCUCACCGCCCUCACCACUCCCACCAGAGGAGGGAGUACCAUCGCGGAGUCACGGAUUCGCUGAGUCGUCGGAGGAUGAUGCUGGCCCACCACACUCCCUCCAAGCUGUCUGCGGGAAUGGCUCUGGAGCUGGGAUCUCUGAGGAGUGGUGCUCUGAGUCCCACUAGCUCCACCGUGGGCUCCACUGUCAGUGGUCGCUACAGAUCCACUCUCAGGAGACAGGGAUCAGAGAGCUCAGUCAUGGACCUGAAUCAAGCAGUAGACAGUGUGAGGUCAGGGGGCCCGGGUCUCCCAGCCAAGAACGGUCUCCUCACCUCCAGUCAAGGGAGCAUCAUGACAGUCACCACAGUGGCAGACGAGGAGAGUCAGGAGCCUCAGGAGCUUGGCCGAGUCGGAGGAUGGAUCGCCUCCUUUGACAAACUGCUGGAGGAUCCUCUAGGAGUGACCUGUCUCCAGCAAUUCCUGGAGAAGGAACACUGCGAGGAGAACAUCUUAUUCUGGAAGGAUGCCAGGCAGUACUCGGAGAAGGCUCUCCAGAUGUCGACCGUACAGCUGCAGAUGGCUGCCAAGAAGAUCUAUGACCAGUACCUCUCUCCCUCCUCCCCACACACCGUCAACGUCGACGACAAAGCCAUGAAGGCCGUGGAGUCAAAGCUGGACAAACCCACUCCUAAUGUCUUUGCCGAGGCCAAGGAACAG